CGUAGAUAGGGAGCAAUUGCGAGGUAAAUUGAGAGACGUCGUAUUGUUGAGGCGUAGAAAUUCCCUGCAAAAUGGGGGUGCAUGCAAAAAGGUGGUCAAUGCGGUUAGGUGGUAACUCAAGCUUCAUAGAUAUUCGCAGGUCGUCAACCACUCCGAUCGGGAGGCCGAUUGUUGCAGAGGGUUUGGCGGUUGCCCAAGUUGCCUCAAUGCUGAGUCUUCCGUGUCGGUGAAAGGGAUGUAACUGCGUAGUUGGAAAUAUUUUCAUUGUGUGGGGAUCGUGUGGGUCGACCGAGGCAUUGUCCUUAAGUAGAGGUAGGUAAGGCCUCUCCUGUAAUCUGUCUACUGGAAUCCCAUCUCAUUCUCCAUUCUCGGAUCCCUAUUCCCAUCGACCGAAUAAUACAAUGUCAGCCACCGUCAAGACCAUCUCGGUCCCGCAUCUGGGCAUCAAGGCUGGAUAUGCCUUCGGCAACGACAGCUACGAUGCGUCCAAGCCGACAGCCGUUCUCAUCAACUCCAUGUGCAUGUCCUCGGCACUAUAUCGCGCCCAGUUCAGCGAUACCAAGCUGACCGAUGCCAUGAAUCUGCUCGCCAUAGAGCCCCUGGGCCACGGGGCAACCACCUGUGCUUCUGAGCACUUCACCUAUUGGGACUCGGCAAUCAUGGCCCUGCAAGUGUUGGACGCUUUGGGCAUUUCCAAGGUCUUCGCCCUUGGUACAAGCCAGGGUGGAUGGGUCGUGCCCCGAAUUGCGCUUCUCGCCCCUGAAAGAGUACUUGGCCUCGUUUUGCUUGGAACGUCCAUGGACUGCGAGUCGGCUGACAGCCGGGGAAAAGGCUGCUGGGACCCUGUUACCUUCUUCAAGCCUUUUCUAGCCAAGUGGGCGACCGAAAAGGAAACCCCAGAUUUCGUCCCUGAUGAUGAAUGGACAGCGGCAGUUGCCGGACUGGGUUUUGGCUCCUUCGGCACGCAAGAGACCAGCGACUUCUGGACGAAUUCCAUUAGGCAGGUGUAUAAGGGCACCGAAGGCAGGAAUAAAUUGCGAAUCGCUGUCAUCAACUUGGCGGAGAGAGAUGGACUUCUGCUUAGACUCCCUUACAUCAAGUGCCCCGUCCACUGGCUUGCAGGAACUGAUGACCCCGUCUAUGGCACUAUCAUACCAGCUGAACAGAUCAAGCUUUUCACUUCAUCCAAGGAUACCAAGCUAGAUAUCAUCCAAGGGGGGGCACACUAUUUGAAUGCGACACACCCGAGAGAGGUUAAUAGUGCACUGUUGGACAUGGUCAAGAAGACUCUACCUUAAUGUCCGAUAUAGUAUAUACUAGUUAAAUAGACGUCCUAUAUUUAAUUCUCA
This is a messenger RNA of Pseudomassariella vexata, 1349 nucleotides long. RefSeq names its product putative alpha/beta hydrolase. The coding region runs from base 402 to 1298 and encodes 298 amino acids. The transcript is spliced from 3 exons. Gene Ontology annotation, molecular function: catalytic activity. NCBI's taxonomy places the organism in Eukaryota, Fungi, Ascomycota, Sordariomycetes, Amphisphaeriales, Pseudomassariaceae. The record is from RefSeq and is a predicted model, not a curated record.